AUCGGAAUUUCCUUUUCCCAAUUAUCAGCUGUUUUGAAAUUGAAAUCUAUUGAUGUUUUUUGGCAAUAAUUGCUUGGGCGGAAUCAAGUAAUAAAAUGGCGUCUUCUGCAACGGGUGGAGUCAAGCCCAUGACCAUUGCUGGUCGUAUGGUUCGCGAACGGGAGCGUUUAAUUGGGAUGUCAAAUGAGGAACGAGCAUGGCGCAAGCAAUGGUUGAAAGAUUUGGAGUUGCACCAUGGACCACGUAUAGUGCCCGAAUUAGAAAAAGAACUAAACAACCCAAUUAGACGUUUUUAUAGAUUUCCUUUGGAUAAAUUAGGAGAGGCUCUGAGUCCAGUUCUGGGCCAGCAACGUGCGUAUACAAUCCGAUUUUGGACGGGAAAAGCUGCUUUAGCAAUCGCAGCCAUUUACGCUGGUGCCUACUACUUCAAAUAUAAUCAAAAUGAUUGGACUCGUAAGGGUGGCUGGCGUGUAAUUACUUCCCGACCUGUCUGCAAUCCUGGUGACGAGGGUUAUCCGAAAGUUUCAGACAGAUCUCAACCUUCAGAUUAUGCGGCCCGUGGAUUCAAACAGGCGCCAAUAUAAUAUAUGCCAGUUAAAUUAUUUCUAAAAACCACAUAAAUGUCGAUAAUUUCAAAGUUUUAAAAAAUAAAAAUAGCAGCAGACUAUUAACACAAAAAUGCAUUA
Ceratitis capitata (Mediterranean fruit fly) is the source of this 686-nucleotide messenger RNA. RefSeq lists its product as hypothetical. The record is from RefSeq and is a predicted model, not a curated record. The transcript is spliced from 4 exons. The coding region runs from base 96 to 584 and encodes 162 amino acids. NCBI's taxonomy places the organism in Eukaryota, Metazoa, Arthropoda, Insecta, Diptera, Tephritidae. Gene Ontology annotation, biological process: mitochondrial electron transport, NADH to ubiquinone.